AUGGCUACGGCUACUCUGAAGCAUUUGGUGCUGGGGCUUGCUUCCUUGGAGAGAACCAUAGCAAGGCAACGAUCGCGCAUCAAAUGGCUCCAAGAAGGGGAUGCGAGCUCUAAACUGUUUCAUCUGAUCGCGAAUGGAAGAAAAGGCAAAAAUUUCAUACCUGCAAUACAGAAAGAUGGCGUGAUGAUAACUGGUCAGAAAGGGAAAGAGGAGGCAUUCUUCGAUGCGUUCUCGGCAAUCAUGGGGAGAGAUUCGGCGCGCGAGCACACAGUGGAUUUGGAGUACCUGAUCAUUGCUGCCCUGGAUCUCUCCGAGCAGGACUUGAUCUUGCAGGAGGAGGAGCGAUUGUCACUUUAUGCAGAUGAUGUGGUAUUAUUCAUCAAGCCAACCUUUGCAGACUUGUCCUUUGUUGUUGAGGCAUUGAGGAUUUUUGGAGAAGCAUCUGGUCUUAAAGUGAAUUUCACCAAGUCAUCUGCCAUACUCAUAAGGAGCAAUGAUGAGGACGAGGCCCUGGUUCGGAGCAUGGAGGAGGACACAGUGGACCAUAUCCUCAUACAUUGCGUCUAUGCCAGGCAGGUGUGGUUUCAAUGCUUCACCAAGGUUGAGAUCCCAUUGGAGUUGUCGCCUAAUGGACAUGAAAGGGUGGAGGACUGGUGGGUAGCUUCGAGGAAGAGGGUGCCCAAGGCACAGCGGAAGGACUUCGAUUCCUUUGUCAUGCUGCCCAAGAUCGACUCGCCCCAGCCCAAGAUCGCACACACCAGUGACUUCAAGUUCCUCGACAAGGCGGCCAUCGUCACGCAGUUGGGCAUGGAGGAGAGGCUGGAGGCAGCGACCUCGUGGAAGCUGUGCACCGUGACUCAGGUGGAGGAGGUCAAGAUCCUCCUCCGCCUGCUGCCCGUAAGGAUCACCAUCGUCAUCGUAUCAUCGGCCUUCUCGCAGAUGAACACCACGUUCGUGCAGCAGGGCAGCGCCAUGGAAAUGACCAUCCUGUCGGUGCCAGUGCCCGCGGCGUCGCUGGCCUCCCUCGAGGUGAUCUGCGUCAUGACAUGGGUGAUCCUCUACAACAAGGUGAUCGUGCCGGCGAUGAGUAGGUUUGUCUCCUCGAGCGGUGACGGCGAGCCGUCGCAGCAGCAGCAGCGAAUGGGCGCGGGGCGGCUCCUCAUGACGCUCACCAUGGCGGUGGCAGCGCUUGUGGAAAUGAAGCGGCUCGACAGCGCGGCGCGUGGGGUAGAGAUCAGCAUCUCGUGGCAGCUGCCCCAGUACUUCUUCCUUGCUGGAGGGGAGGUCUUCUGCUACAUCGUGCAGCUAGAGUUCUUCUUUGACGAGGCGCCGGACACCAUGAAGAGCAUGUGCACGUCGCUGGCUCUGCUCACCAUCGCGCUGGGGAGCUACAUGAGCUCCUUCAUCUACGCCAUCGUGGAGGCCUUCACGGCGACGGGAGACAGCCCUGGGUGGAUCUCCGACGACCUCAACAAGGGCCACCUCGACUACUUCUUCUGGGCCAUGGCUGCAAUGUGCACGCUCAACUUCGUCGUGUACAGCGGAAUCGUCAAGAACUACAGGCUCAAGACGAUCAUCUCGUGA
Molecule: messenger RNA, 1584 nt
Organism: Triticum aestivum (bread wheat)
Lineage: Eukaryota; Viridiplantae; Streptophyta; Magnoliopsida; Poales; Poaceae
Product: protein NRT1/ PTR FAMILY 8.3-like
Exons: 7
Coding region: 1-1584 (527 amino acids)
Biological process (GO): transmembrane transport
Cellular component (GO): membrane
Molecular function (GO): transmembrane transporter activity
Source: RefSeq, a predicted model, not a curated record